Messenger RNA from Merops nubicus (carmine bee-eater), 987 nucleotides. Its product is annotated as poly(ADP-ribose) glycohydrolase-like. The record is from RefSeq and is a predicted model, not a curated record. Lineage: Eukaryota; Metazoa; Chordata; Aves; Coraciiformes; Meropidae. The transcript is spliced from 9 exons. Gene Ontology annotation, biological process: nucleotide-sugar metabolic process; regulation of DNA repair; ATP generation from poly-ADP-D-ribose. Gene Ontology annotation, molecular function: poly(ADP-ribose) glycohydrolase activity. Gene Ontology annotation, cellular component: nucleus; cytoplasm. The annotation marks the transcript as partial.
AUUGUUUGAAGGACGGUCACCAAGGAAGCCUGAGAAACUUAAGACCCUUUUCUGCUAUUUUAGAAGAGUCACAGAGAAAAAACCAACAGGACUGGUGACAUUCACAAGGCAGUGUCUCCAGGAGUUUCCAGACUGGGAAAGGUCUCAGAAAAAACUGUCUAGAUUACAUGUCACCCAUGAAGGCACCAUCGAAAGCAAUGGACAAGGUAUGCUACAGGUUGAUUUUGCAAACCGUUUUGUUGGAGGUGGUGUGACUGGGGCAGGACUAGUACAAGAAGAAAUUCGGUUUCUGAUCAACCCAGAACUGAUUGUAUCGAGGCUCAUCACUGAAGUCUUGGAUCACAAUGAAUGUCUUAUCGUCACAGGUACUGAGCAGUACAGUGAGUAUACAGGCUAUGCAGAAACCUACCGGUGGGCAAGAAGCCAUGAGGAUAAGACCCCAAGGGAUGAAUGGCAGCGGCGCUACACUGAGAUUGUUGCUAUAGAUGCAUUUCAUUUCAGACGUUUCCUUGACCAGUUUAGUCCAGAGAAAAUCAGAAGAGAGCUCAACAAGGCCUACUGUGGCUUCUCUAGACCCAACAUUCCACCUCAGCACCUCUCUGCAGUGGCCACAGGAAACUGGGGGUGUGGUGCCUUUGGAGGGGAUCCCCGAUUAAAAGCCUUAAUACAGAUAUUGGCAGCUGCUGAGGCCGGGCGUGAUGUGGUUUAUUUUACUUUUGGAGAUGUGGAGCUGAUGAGGGAUAUUUACAGCAUGCACACUUUUCUCUGUGAGAAGGGUCAAACUAUUGGGGACAUCUAUAGGCUGUUACUGAGAUACUACAAUGAAGAAUGCAGAAGCUGUUCUACUUCAGGACCAGAUGUCAAGCUCUACUCGUUCAUAUACAACACUGUUGAGUCCUAUGCAGAUUCGACUGAUGAUGAUGAAGAAAAAGAGGUGUGCUCUGAGGAUUAAAAUACAUGUGUUUGAUCAGAAUAUUGUUCUCCUCC